Molecule: messenger RNA, 1308 nt
Organism: Aureobasidium subglaciale EXF-2481
Lineage: Eukaryota; Fungi; Ascomycota; Dothideomycetes; Dothideales; Saccotheciaceae
Exons: 7
Coding region: 205-822 (205 amino acids)
Biological process (GO): regulation of vacuole fusion, non-autophagic
Cellular component (GO): vacuole; late endosome; phagocytic vesicle
Molecular function (GO): GTPase activity; GTP binding
Source: RefSeq, a predicted model, not a curated record
CAUCCCGUCAUUGAGGCUUUGAGACCUCGACCGCCGUGACCACCAUCCAGAUAAACAACAACACCUCGCCGAAUCGCUCACCGCCUUUCAUUACGCGUUCGCUUGCUGAUUACCACCUCUGUGAACACUCGCCAUCGCCCUCGCAUCAAUCCGAAGCACGACGAUAAGGAUACACCUUUCGCGCCAGGCGUCCCGUCCCACAUCAUGUCUUCACGCAAGAAGGUCCUUCUGAAGGUUAUUAUCCUCGGCGAUAGUGGUGUCGGCAAGACCAGUUUGAUGAACCAAUACGUCAACAAGAAGUUCAGUGCCAGUUACAAGGCAACCAUCGGCGCAGACUUCCUUACCAAAGAGGUCCUGGUCGAUGACCGACUGGUCACCAUGCAGCUCUGGGAUACUGCUGGUCAAGAGAGAUUCCAAUCGCUUGGUGUUGCUUUCUAUCGUGGCGCCGACUGCUGCGUACUUGUCUACGAUGUCAACAACUCCAAGAGUUUCGACACCCUUGACAGCUGGAGAGACGAGUUCCUGAUCCAGGCCAGUCCCAUGGACCCCGAGAGCUUCCCUUUCGUUGUGCUCGGCAACAAGGUUGAUGUUGAGGAGAGCAAGCGUAUGGUUUCAUCGAAACGCGCCAUGGCAUUCUGCCAGUCCAAGGGUGGCAUCCCGUACUUUGAAACCAGUGCCAAAGAAGCCAUCAACGUCGAGCAAGCCUUCGAAGUUAUUGCUCGUAACGCGUUGGCCCAAGAAGAGAGCGGCGACUUCAACGCAGACUACCCCGAAACCAUCCCUAUCAACCUCGACAACGAGCGCGAUGGCUGCGCUUGCUGAACGCUCUUAACAAUUGUUAAUUUCUCGUUUCUUUUCACGCCAUUCGUUUUUCUUGGGAUGUAUUGGGAGUUUCUAUUUGCAUAUGAAAGGGACCUAACACUCUAUGGUCAGGAGGGCUUCGUCUCGGUCCCUUUGCACUGACUGCUUUAUCCGUCAGUGCCUGCGGUGUCGAUACAGCACAGAUACCUAUAAUACAUGACUAAGUUUCUUGUACAAUUGUUACCUAAAAAGCACGAAGCGAUAGUCCUGGUUGGAUUUCGUGAUCAGUCUGCCAGGUGCGGGAGCACUCUUUCUCAUAUUAGCUCAUGAUGAGUGGUAUGCGAGAUUGAUGUUCCCCUUUGACGCAGUCUCAGCAACAAACAUCUUCACUCUAUCUCAGACCACAGUCCUAGCACAUUGUCCUGGGGGGGAACUCACAUCCAAUCUUCUAGCUCUCGAAAUUAUUACCCCUCUUACGCACGAAUGCCACCAAGGAUGUCUCACCCG